GAACAGGUAAAGUGCUAAUUAAAACCUCUGCUCGCACUUCGACUCUCUGCCGCCAUCGUGAUUUUUUUCUGUCCCUUUUAUCUUAAUCAAACACAUAUGUCACUUCCGCCCUCUUUCACACGCCAUUUUGAACGGAACAUGUUAAGGAUAGGGAUGCAUUGUUAUAGGAAAUGCCGCGAGUGCGUUAAUUGUGCUUAAUUAUUACUAUUAUUUAGAAUGAGGUAGGCUGUCGUGAUAUGCGUGCUUUUUAUAUCGGCAAAGUUUCCCUGUCGGCGCUUCAGCAGGAUUUCUAGAUGAGUUGCAGUAAAUCCCCGCCAGUCGAACAAGCAGAGGCAGACAGCUCCGGGGUCGGAUAGUGGCAGGAGUCGAGCUCCCUCUUUCGGUGUGGUGUGUCCGCCUCGGCAUCGCUUAGUCCGGAGAGCCGGCUGCAGGCUACAGGAGGAGGGACAGCACGGGGAUCGCGCCGCUUGUGCUUUGUCUCUCAGCAAUUGUGCUGUGUGAGGCGACUACCUCAGCGGGAAGCCGAGUCCGAGCCAGGUGGGCAGCAUGUUCCAACUCCCAGUUAACAACCUUGGCAGUUUGCGGAAAGCCAGGAAAAAUGUAAAGAAAGUACUGGGGGAUAUUGGCUUAGAGUUUUGCAAGGAACACGUUGAGGACUAUAAAGACUUUGUCCCCAAUGAGUUCUACGUCAAGAACACCACAUGGGAUGAUGUGUGUAUGUGGGAUCCUUCUCUUACAAAAACACAAGACUACCGGUCAAAGCCAUUCUGUUGUUCAGACUGCCCAUUUUCUUCUAAGUUCUUUUCUGCUUAUAAGAGCCACUUUCGUAAUGUCCACAGUGAGGAUUUUGAGAAUCGUAUCCUUCUUAACUGCCCGUAUUGCACUUACAAUGGGAACAAGAAGACCUUGGAGAUGCACAUCAGACUCUUUCACAUACCCAACAAUGCGGUGCGCCAGAGGACUGGGGGCCUCCAAGGAGCAAUAGCUGGCCUGAAGGAUGGUAAUCGCCUGGACAAGCCUCGAGACAGUAUAGAGCAGGCAGUGUACUACUGUAAGAAAUGCACUUAUAGGGACCCACUAUACAAUGUGGUGCGCAAGCACAUAUAUCGGGAACACUUCCAACAUGUUGCUGCUCCGUAUUUGGCUAAACCUGGCGAGAAGACAAUGACUCCUAAUGGAUCAACAGCUAGUCCUGACACAGGCAAAGGUAGCAUUACAGAUUCUAAUAGCCCUGCAGGUGCUAGUAACAGUAACAGCUCAGCCAUCCACUGUAAGCGGUGCCUUUUUGUACCCCGUACUUAUGAGGCACUAGUGCAGCAUGUCAUUGAGGACCAUGAACGCAUUGGUUACCAAGUUACUGCCAUGAUUGGCCAUACAAAUGUUGUUGUACCUCGUGCCAAGCCUGUUAUAAUGGUGGCCCCUAAAUCCCAAGUAGACAAAACUGUCCCUAGUGCUACAACAAAGGGCACUUUGGUGACCUCUGGGCUGCGGCCAUUGUCUACACAGCAGUUGAGUCGUAUCGUAAUUCCUAAAGGGAGUUUGAACUCCACUCGGCUCUUAUCAGGUGUUAAUUUGAAGUCGGGUACAUUUGGCUUGAAAUCUGGCACGACUCAGGCAGUGUCCAUUGGGGGACAGCAAGUGCGCAUUGCUUUGCCAGGCAGUGCACAACUUUCAGUGACCCAGCAAUCCCAAACAUCCAGACCUCAACUUUCUUCUAAUAGUCUACGCAGCCCAAUUUCUGCAUCAACAUCUGCUUCUGUUCUGAAGAUUCCUCCACUGACCUCACGAAUCCAGGCAGCUGCUGCUAGUGUAACAUCUGCUGCUCCCAGGAAAGGCAUCUCUGUCCUGGGCACAUCUUAUACUCAGAAAUGGAAGAUCUGCACAAUCUGCAAUGAGCUGUUUCCGGAAAAUGUGUAUAGUUCUCAUUUUGAGAAAGAACACAAAGCUGAAAAGGUGCCAGCAGUGGCCAAUUACAUCAUGAAGAUCCACAAUUUCACCAGUAAAUGCUUAUAUUGCAACCGCUACCUGCCUAGCGACACGCUACUCAACCAUAUGCUUAUCCAUGGUUUAUCAUGUCCAUACUGCAGGGCUACUUUCAAUGAUGUAGAGAAGUUGGUGGUACACAUGCGAGGCUCACAUCCCAAUGAGUCUGUUGGGGUACGCACCGAUUCCCCACUGACUUUUGAUCUCACCCUUCAACAGGGAAACCCCAAGAAUGUCCAGCUGAUUGUCACCACUUACAAUAUGAGGGAUGCUCCUGAAGAGUCUGUGGCAUUCCAUGCCCAAAACAAAUCCUCACCCCCUACACAGGGAAAUAAGCCUCCAAAUCCACGCUUCCCAAAGAUACCUACUGAGACCCCAGAUGCAACAGUUGUUAAGAGUGGACCACAGACAGCUGUUCCCUAUAAGAGAGAUGUGGGCAAGACCCUUUGUCCACUCUGCUUCUCCAUUCUGAAGGGUCCUAUCUCUGAUUCCCUUGCACACCACUUGAGGGAGAGACAUCAGGUGAUACAAACGGUGCAUCCAGUGGAGAAAAAGCUAACCUAUAAGUGCAUACAUUGUCUUGGUGUCUACACCAGUAACAUGACGGCCUCUACUAUCACAUUGCAUCUAGUGCACUGCCGGGGUGUGGGCAAAACUCAGAACGGCCAGGACAGCAGGUCUUCAACUUCUCGGUUUGUCAAGGCUCAGGGAGCUUCCUUAAAACGGGCCGGCUUUCAAAACGAUGGCGAAACUGACCCAAAGAAACGCAAGCUGGGGCCAGAAGAUUACACUCAGUCAGGCCCACAUGCCUUAAUUGAGCAAAAAGAGGAGCCUGUUGUCUUGGCCUUAAACCCAAAGGGCCACGAGAAUGAGUCCUAUGAGGCUCGCAAGGCUUUUCUCACCCAGUAUUUUAACAAGCAGCCCUACCCCACUCGCCGAGAAGUGGACAAGCUAGCAUCCAGUCUCUGGCUGUGGAAAUCGGAUGUUUCAAGCCAUUUUGCAAAUCGACGAAGGAAAUGUGUUCGUGACUGUGAAAAACAGAAAGUUAGUGUUUUGCUUGGAUUCAAAAUGCACCAUGUUAUGCAGUUACAGCACGUAAUGGACUUUGACACCGAGUGUUACUUUGAAUCCCAUGAAAAGGAGCAAAAAAGUCGGACAUCUAGGGAAAUCAUAGGCAGAUCUGCCGGUGCGAUUAGACUGCUUAAACAACAAGCUAUUACUAAUGGUGAUGUCCAGCAGCAUGGGGUGGCGGCUAGAUCUACUGCCAAUGCCUCACCACACUCUAAUGGUCAAAAGUUCACCAGAGGAUACAGUUGCAAUGAGUCAGUCAAGACACUUUUAAAACCUGGGGGACUUAUAAAUUCAGAGCCCAUCUCUGUGGACUCAGACAGUGAUGAUGAGGGAGAGCUCAAGGAAGCACAACAAAAUGACUCCAAGUUGAACGACCAGAUAGCUAGUGUGGUAAAAAGUGAAGAGAGUACAAGUGACUCUUACCUAGAGGAUUCUCUCAAUGGUGAAAAUGGUUAUGGGUCAUUAGACCAGCUGCAAAACAGAGGAAGGCCCAAAGAAGAGGGUCAGUCUGGACAAUCAGGUACCUGCCUUGGCAAGCAACAGGUCUGAUAUUUGAAUACUGUUAUUAAAAAUACAAAUGCAAAGAGUUCACAUGUCACGUUUCCCAAACAUCAACAGUGCUGCCUCACUUGAACUUGUGGACCACGCUAACGGGCAGUGAGAUGGGAUACUUUCGUAAACUUUUUGAAGCCAUUUUAAAGGCAAAAUGUCAGACUUUUGAUAAUGUAGAGACGAGUGUUAAAUUAGAUUACUGAAACGGAGGCAAGAAGGAGCUUUUCCUCAGGCUAGGGAAAGAUAACACUUAAAAUGCCCCAAUCAGUUGAAUAUGUUUGCCUUUAGUUUGUUUCUUUGAAAGUUCCACAAAAUACUUAAUGUACGUCUAGCCACUGUUAUGUGGCCGAAUGAGUGUUUAUUAGAAUUACAGGUAAUCCUGAAUUUCAUGUAAUCAUAUAGCUAGUGUAUAUUUGUACAGUCUUUUAGUUAUGUCUAAGAUGAUGUUGGUGUAUGUGUGCUCAGAUUUGCUAAUCAUUUUGUGCUCACUCUAGAUGGUCAUAUGUUAUUCAUUGGUCACUUAAUGGAUGUGGCUUUUGGUGGCUGUUCAACAUGGUUAUUUUUAAACAAACUAUAGCAGUUUGCUAAGUAAUAUAUCUAUAUAUCAAAAGCAAAUAAAAUAACCUCUUGCUUUUUAUCUUUUCUGUUUAUAACUGAAGUAUUCCUUUUUUUUUUUUUUUUUUUUUUUUGGUGUUUGCCAUGACAUACCCCUUAGUCCACUGUAAGAGCAGUUUGCCCUUAUACAAGUGCUGUCCUGAGGUCAGAGAAAAUCGCAGUUUGAGUGACCUCCAUUGCGUCGUACUUUGUGUUUUAAUUGUGCCCAGUUUCAGCCUCUGCAGAACAGUGCUCAUUUUCUCACAUCACUUUAAUUAAGUAGUUCAACUUUUUUUUGAUUGCUUCCAUGAAUGGACUCUGGAUUCUGCCUGUGGUGGCAAAGAGCCUUCACCAUUAACCUGACUUUGUCUGUAUGUUUUAGUUUGUGACCUGCAAUUUAUGUUUGUAUGUUUUUGUUUUGGUUUGUUUAUUUCACUUAAAGCAUUUCUGAAUAAUAAAGUACUGUAUUGUGCUUCUCA
This is a messenger RNA of Ictalurus furcatus (blue catfish), 4679 nucleotides long. It is a transcript of the gene adnpb, whose product is annotated as activity-dependent neuroprotector homeobox b. Gene Ontology annotation, biological process: regulation of gene expression. Lineage: Eukaryota; Metazoa; Chordata; Actinopteri; Siluriformes; Ictaluridae. The transcript is spliced from 4 exons. Gene Ontology annotation, cellular component: nucleus. Gene Ontology annotation, molecular function: DNA binding. The record is from RefSeq and is a predicted model, not a curated record. The coding region runs from base 547 to 3603 and encodes 1018 amino acids.